This is a messenger RNA of Condylura cristata (star-nosed mole), 1455 nucleotides long. It is a transcript of the gene SH3BGR, whose product is annotated as SH3 domain binding glutamate-rich protein. Lineage: Eukaryota; Metazoa; Chordata; Mammalia; Eulipotyphla; Talpidae. Gene Ontology annotation, cellular component: cytoplasm. Bases 1 to 1071 code for a protein of 356 amino acids. The record is from RefSeq and is a predicted model, not a curated record. The transcript is spliced from 10 exons.
AUGGGGCUGAUGGGGGCAGCCAGGGGACUGUCCCUCCGAGCUGCCAACGGUGCCGGCUUCCCCGCCCGGGAGAGAUUCUGGAGGACACCCGGCUGCUCGGUGGUGGGCAGGGCCGUGCACGUGACCAGAGCAGCUGCUGGACGCACCUCCCUGGCCGAGAGCUCCCAGCCCACAGGCCGCCCAGGGACUCAUCAGAACCUUCACGGCGUCCACGUCACUAAAAUGGGCUGGUGCGGAAAUGGCCGUGCACAGCAUGACAACUGUCCUGGUAUUCAGGGCGUCGCCUCUGACAAGGGGGUCACCAGCCUCCGGGUAAACCGGGCCAGAUCCCAAAAACUCCGAGCCAAUGGAGGGGAGAGCGGGCGCUCCCCCCUUCGCCCCCUUUCCUCCCGGGGUCACGCUGGGGACUGGUGCUGGACGCUCCCUCGCAGGGGUGUGCAGGGGGGAGUCCUCUUUCCGCCGAUCGAAAUGGUUAUCAAAGUGUUUGUGGCCACAUCUUCUGGGUCCAUAGCGAUUAGGAAGAAACAGCAAGAGGUUGUGGGCUUUUUAGAAGCUAAUAAGAUCGACUUUAAGGAGCUAGACAUAGCUGGCGAUGAAGACAACCGGAGGUGGAUGAGAGAGAACGUCCCUGGGGAGAAGAAACCCCAGAAUGGAAUUCCGUUGCCCCCCCAGAUUUUCAAUGGAGAGCAGUAUUGUGGGGAUUUCGAUUCUUUCUUCUCUGCAAAAGAAGAGAAUAUUAUUUACUCGUUCCUUGGCUUGGCUCCCCCUCCAGGCUCAAAGGUGACAAAAUCGCAGGAGGAAGCAUCUUCCCUUCCCAAUGGUGAUGUGGUGGGGGAGGCGCAGAGCACCGAGGAGGGAACAGAGAAGGCUGAGGAAAGUGGAGAGAACGAGGGGCAAAAGGAGGAAGAGGAAGGUGCCGGAAACUCCGCCGAACCCCAAGAGAAGAGAGAAGAGCAGGGAGAGACGGCCACAGAGGAGGCAGAAGGCGUCCCGGAGGGGGGAGCCGAAGGGGAGGCCGCGGCCGAGGCGGAGGCUGAGGAUGCUGAGCCUGGCGCGGAGGAGGAGCCGUAACGCCCGCAGCCCGCCUUCGCAGAAACCCGAGACUCGCAGCCACAUUUCAAGGUCUCCCCACAAAACACGCUCCAUCAGAGGUGCCGCCCUAGGCUCUCGGUGCUCCAGGGCUCCCGCGCUCCCUGCCCGCCGUCGGCCUCCCUCGGCAACUGGAUGGUCCACAGCAGACGGCGGCCUUCCGGCCUCAACGCCUGGCUUCUGCUUUGUGGUUACUGUUUGCUCUCUCGGAUAGCUAUCACUAAUGCCGUGCAAAAGUUUUCCACACGUAGGCUCUCUCUGUGAUAGAAAAAUGCUUCCCUGUACGUGCCUCAUGCUACUUUAUUCGUUGUUGACUUUGACUUCACAAACAGGAGCUUAGCAGAGUGAGCAGGAAAUAAAGGAAUC